Molecule: messenger RNA, 3310 nt
Organism: Leptopilina boulardi
Lineage: Eukaryota; Metazoa; Arthropoda; Insecta; Hymenoptera; Figitidae
Gene: mtg
Product: probable basic-leucine zipper transcription factor Q
Exons: 8
Coding region: 501-2417 (638 amino acids)
Cellular component (GO): extracellular region
Molecular function (GO): chitin binding
Source: RefSeq, a predicted model, not a curated record
GAAACGUUGGACAUAUGAGAAUCGGAGAGUGUGUUCGCAUCAUUGACCCGCAGAAGCAGGGCCUUGUCAUGGGGGAACUUAGUGGGGCUUCAAAGCCGUUCUUACACCUCGUUUUGUGUCCAGCAACUGUGUGUUCUCCUCUGAUAUGAAAGUGCGGCCGCAGACAUGCUUUUCUUCAACCGACUAGUAUAUAUCACAGGAUAUUAGUAACUGUGAGUACGAGUAACGUGUCGCGUAUAAUAUCACGAGCUCUUUUCCAUAUAAAAUAAUUUUUAUACAAUCACUGAAAAUUUGGAGAAACACAAAAUCAUUCUUUUUUCCCCUCUUUUAUCAAUAAGUGUAUGACAAUGGUGUUCUUUUUUUAAGAAAAAAAAAGGGAAAUUUUUGAAAAAAUUGUAAAACUCGAAAAUCAAUUCUUGAAUUUCGUAUGUAUCAGACAAGAGUUGUCUGACCGUAUUUUCUUCAUUUUUUUUGCAAUUCUUUAAACUGGAUCAACAAAGAUGAAGAUUGCCACGACGUUAUUUCUCUUCGUCGUUGUUGGCUGCACGUGGCGGGAGGCUUUAAGCACAUGUGUAUGGGCUUCCGACUUUGGUUUCAGUCUUAACUGUGCCUUCAAAAAAUCCGGUCUCUUCCGGGUUCGAAAUCUGGGAGGUGUUAAAGGUUACGUCGGACUCGGAUUUUCAGUUGGAGAUGAACUUGGAUUUCGAGAUUCGUUAAGUAAUACAGAAGUAGUGAGUAAGAGGCGAAGUGUUCAAGAUGGAAGAGGAAAUUUCAUUGCCAUAAAUCCAUCAAAUCUGGCUAUUAAUCGUGAUGGAACGCGAAUGGUGCCACCGUUUAAACCUCUUCCACCAGGUGGUACACGACCAAUGUCACCACAACCCGAACGCCAAAGAUUAGUAGUACAACAAAAUUCAACGGCAUUAAAAACAAUUCCUGCACCUUCACUUGGUGGUAUGAAUGAAGAAUUAUUUAAGCAUCAGCAAAAAUUACAAGAUGAAGAUAAAGCCAGACAACAACAGAGAAUUCAACAGGAGGCACUCGCAAUGCAUAUGUUGAAACAACAGAGACAACAACAGCAGGAGGCAAUGAGACAACAGCAGUUGCAAAAAAAUGCACAGCAACAACAAAUACAAAAAGUUGCACAACAGCAGAUGCAACAACAACAGAUGCAACAGCAACAUGCUAAACAACAGAUGCAGCAGGAGAGUCUAAUGCAGCAGCAGCAACAGUUGCUACAGCAGCAGAAUCCAAUGCAGCAGCAGCAGCAAUUGCAACAACAGCAGAAUCAGAUACAACAGCAGAUAGCAGCAAUGCAAACCAAAAGAAUGCAGGUGGUGCAAGGUUCCACAAGUAAUGUUGCAAGAUUACCAACAAUUGUCGCAGCAAUACCACCAGCUGGUAGUGUUGUCAAUGAUCCCUUACCAAAACCAGUUGCUGGUAUUGUAAUUCCCAACAGUGCAUUGCCACCAUUUAUAGCAAUGCCUCAAUCAUCCGCUAAAUUGACAAGCAGAAUCAGUCACAGUCCAACGUUAUUGGAGGAUUCCGUUAAUGAAGUUUCGAAAGACGAUGAUAAACAACUACCAAUACCGGUUGAUGAUGUACCAUCAUCGAAUAAAUUGACGCUUCUUUCAUUUCCACAAGUUGUUGUCGAACCAUUUGUUGAACAAUCGAUGCCUGAUCAACAGAAUGGAAAGAGACAAUCCUUACCGUCAACAAUUAAAAAUUCAUCACCAGUGAAAAAUUCUCUUCAAUCAUCAAUUAGAAAUACUCUUCCAUCAUUGGAACCCAUUCAAAGUAGUAAGCAAACAUCGUUAAAGGCCUUGGCUGAAGCUAGCAAUAUUACAUUAGAAGCAUUGGAGGCAGUUAUUUUGUUGAAGCAACAACAAUUGUUGCAGAGGCAGGAAGGACCUACUACUACUACUACAACAACGACAACAACUACUACACCAUCUUCACUAACAAGUAAUAAUAACAAUUAUUCUGGCACAACAAAAGUAAUGAACGCUCCUCGAGAAUAUUAUCCAGUUGGAUAUGAUAAGAAUUUUGAUGAUAAUUUUGCAAGUCGAGUUGAUUUACCCGAUACGAGUUUUUAUUGUGGGGAUCAGAAACAUUUUCCCGGAUUGUAUGCCGAUGAAGAUCUCGGUUGCAUGGUUUUUCAUGUCUGCGCCUUAACUGACGAUGGUCUUAUAAUGAAAAGUUUCUUAUGUCCCGAAUCAACGCUUUUUGAUCAAACAAUUUUAAAAUGCAACUGGUGGUUCUACGUGGAUUGCAAAACAUCAAAAACACUUUACGACAGCAAUAUUCCCAUCAGCAAAAGUUAUCAACUCAUGAAAGCAUUGGCAUUUUUCUCAGCCUAUAAAAAUCACGAUAACAGUACUAUGCAAGCAACAGAAACUGAAGAAGCAAAAAGCCUUUAGUAAAUUGAGAAAAAUUAGAGAAAUUUAUUUUUUUUUUUUUUGCUUCCUCAUAUGAGGAUGCUUUUUUAUCAAUUAAAAAUAUAAUAUUGUCACGAGAGACUAUAAAUAUGACAAUAUUAUUUUUCCAAUGAAAUCAAGAAACGCUCGAAAAAGAAAAAAAAAUGAUCGUUUUGCCAUGAUUUCACUAUUGCUCAAAAUACAUUUAGAUUUAUUUUUGUGUGAGUUGUUAGAAAAUUUGUAUAACGAAGAUUUUUUCAUUGAAUUAAUUAAUAAGUUAAUUUAUGUACAGAUAAUAUAAAAAUGAUAAAUAUUUAAAUUAUUGUAUAUUUGUUUAUUUUUGAUUAUUAUUAUUAUUGUAAAAUAUUGUGAAAUUUUUUUCAUUUUUCGAGUCAAUAAGUAAAAAUUUGAAUUAAUUAAAUGACAACGAGACAGGAUUGACAUUUUAUUAUAAUGUGUUUUAUCAUUUUUAAAUUAAUUAGAAAUUCAAUUCUUGUCGAUAAUUGAGAAUUUAGAGAUGAUAUAAAUAUAUUUUAUUGGUAUUUGGGGAAUUUACGAUGAUGAUGAUGAUGAUCUUUAUAGGAAUAAUAUUAUAGAGCGAUAAUAAUUCUUAUCUAGCAACAGUAGUGACAUGAUUUUAAGUAAAAGUAAAUUAAUUAUGGUAAAUAAUUUACAUAUUACGUAAUAAAAUCGAUAAAUACCGCACGAUAAUAUAUAUAUAUAAAUUUAAAUCAAAAAAGAAACAGUAUUUACUGUUGCGAAAUAAGGAAUUUUAGUGAAAUAAUGUAUUCUUUAUACGCUCAGGCCCUUGCCUAUAUAUUUAUUUUUAAGAAAUGUAAAUAUAUUUUUUUUAUUUAUUCACGUUGAAUUUUUAAAUAAAUUAAAAUUCUAUUUCA